AUGCUUCGACGCGUUUUACUGCAGUUCGUAAUCGCGGAGGUUUUGGAACAUGUGUUGGACUAUACAAUGACUUGUGGGGUUCAGCCGACGAUCAACCUCAUCAAAACGCAUAAGCUGAAACCCGAUGAGAUCAACUCAACAUCAGCGGCAACAUUCAAAAUGCGACCAAUAAUAAGUUGUGUGGGAGGACCAACUGAUCGAAUUUCGUUUCUUAAUAAAAUCGUUUAUCGACUCAAGAACGCCAAAUUUCUAUUCUGA
Molecule: messenger RNA, 258 nt
Organism: Necator americanus (New World hookworm)
Lineage: Eukaryota; Metazoa; Nematoda; Chromadorea; Rhabditida; Ancylostomatidae
Exons: 3
Coding region: 1-258 (85 amino acids)
Source: RefSeq, a predicted model, not a curated record